Messenger RNA from Geodia barretti, 1203 nucleotides. NCBI's taxonomy places the organism in Eukaryota, Metazoa, Porifera, Demospongiae, Tetractinellida, Geodiidae. The record is from the annotation of a GenBank genome assembly.
AUGCCCAUACCUGAAGAAUGGAACCUGAGCGGCAAGUCCGCAAUCAUCACUGCCGACCGGCGCGGCUGGACGCCCUUCCUCGCGUCUGCGCUCGCUGAGGCAGGCGCGGAUGUCGCAAUCGCAGGCUCAGUGCGCUCGGACGCGGCGGACGCCGCCAAAGCCGUUGAGGAGCAGGGACGCCGCGCGCUCAACAUCACCACCGAUAUUAUGAAUGCCGACGAUGUAGAGGCGAUGACACAGCGCGUCGUGGACGAGUUCGGCAAGGUGGACAUUCUGGUCAACAACGCGAGUGCAGAGUUCGGCAAGCCCUUCGAGGAUGUGCUCGAAUCCGAGUGGCAGACGCUGAUGGACUUCAAUGUGAAGUCCAUGUACCUGUGCAGUCAGGCUGUCGGCAGGCGGAUGCUGGCGCAGGAAAGCGGGCACAUCGUGAACAUCGGCUCCGGCCUUGCGGUGCGCGGGCUGUGGAACUCCGUGGCUGCAUGCGCCGCUGCAGGCGCGGUUCAUCAGAUUACAAUGGCGCUCGCGCUGGAAUGGUCGCGGCGCGGCAUCCGCGUCAACGGCAUCGGCGCAGGCUGGAUUACGACCGAAGAGCCGACCGAAGAGUCGCAGCGCGAACUUCUCGUACGCUACCUGCCAGCUCGCCGCAAGGGACAUCCGACCGACCUGUGCGGACUUGCUCGUCUAUCUGGCAUCGGACUCCUGCGACUUCGUAACAGGGCAGACAAUCUUCAUAGACGGCGGCGCUCUGGCGCACGCAUAGUGUCCAAUUGGAACUCGACAUUCGCGUCCAGCCCCGCGCAGGCCGCAACGCAGUGGAGAUUGACGGCGAGCGCAUACGGUGCGCGUCACUGCGGCGCCGGAAUCAGGCAAGGCAAACGAUGCGGUGUGGCGCUGCUGGCGAAGCGGCUUGGCGUUCCCAAGCGCAGCGUGCAAAUCGUGCGCGGUCACAAGUCGCGUGACAAGCGCAUCAGUAUUGACGGAAUAUCGUCUAAAGAGUCACUUAGCAUUAUACAAUGCCAAGGUCAGCAGAUUGACGCCGGCGAAGUGUGGCGCGCAAUUGGGCGGCUGGAAGGCAGGAUGGAUGGCCUCGAAAAUGCGGUCAAUCACCUGUCGGAGCGCGUUGACCGCCUGUUCUACCUGAUUCUCGGCAUCGGCAUCGCAACGAUUGCAUCCGUUUGGGCUAGCAACCUGUUCGGCGGCUGA